AGUAACAGUAAUGACGUCACCCCUGGUGUAUGAUAGCACUUAACCUUUACAGAUUGUAGCAGACGACGGAAAUUUGUGAAAGUACGAAGAGAAUAUUGCAAGUUUGAUUCAGAUAACAUUCUGAUACACAGACCUGUCAGAUCAUUGCCAAACAUAUGUGUGUGAAUGGAUUCAGUGAGGCAAAGUAGUUACACCAGUUCUCAUGGUUUAGAACUGAACAGACAUGAUUAUUGGGAGGACAAAGUUUACUCUUCAUCAGCCUGCAGAUCUACCCCUGAGGUGAGAGGAAAUGAAGGAGAGAUGGUCAGUACUGGAGAAUGUAAUGCUUCACAGAGGACGCACAUAGAAUCUGCCUCAUUAUCAAAUCAGUCAUCAUCUUAUGGAAGGUCCUGCAGUGUUUCCCACAACAAUGUGCUCCCUGUAUCCAGCAGAGAGACCUUACUUGAAAGUGCUCAUAGCUUCAUUGCUUGGAUAAACGAGAAACGAGCUGAAGAUAUUAAGCUUAUGGGUGAUUUCAGGAAUGCCAUGGAAAUACAGGCAGGUAAGGUAUGUGAUUUUUUGCAACAGGAGAUGAUUGCCAUUUAUGACAAUGACACACAUCAAAUCCAGGUAAUGUUAAAUGAGCUUUUCGCAACUUUGGAUCGAAUAAGAGAUAUAGAAGUUGAGUUUCUACAGUUCAAGGAGGCAUUCCAAGUUCUUUUCCAACAGUUGCAACAGGAUGAUUAAUACCAUGGAGAUGUUUUUUCACAAGCCGAUCUUCGUGUAAUGUCUAAAAGCAUCUUCAGAUGCACAAGCUGACAGAAAGAUUGUGAAAACAUUCUCACAACAUUUUGACUCUGUUCAAACACCAAGUUAGAAUUGGAAUGUUUAAUUAUUACAAUCUUUUAUGCCUUUAAGAAAGAAGGGAUAUUACAAGACAUUAUAUAUUGUAUUAAUAACAAGAAACAAUGUGUAACUCUUUAUUACCAGUACAUCAGCUAAACUGCAUUGGGAUGGGGCAUAGUAAAGAUUUAGUUUUUCAGAUACUACUACGGUGUACACAAAACCCACAUUGCACUGUAGGUAACACAAACAUUGCACACCUCUGGCUAAAGGACAUCUUUUAUAUGUAACUCAUAAGUAAUGAGCAUUAAAACUGUGAGUGUGACUGAUAAGCUGUGAUAUACUUGUGUGCUCUGCCUUUGUGUACAUGUGUUAAUUUUCUUUUAUUAUAAAUUGUGAUUAAUGUUAAAUUUCUGUUUUGACAAUGAUCUAAAUGCAAUCACAGCCUACCAUGCUGCUGAUUUUUCAUGGUUUAUUCAACUCAGUUGAAUUUGUUCACUAUACAUGUUCUGAUUCAGGUAUAAUUUAUAACUGUUUUUCCCACAAAGUCAGGUUUCAAAUAUUUAUGACAGUGUUGUAAUUAUAAUUAAAGUCAUAAAAAUCCAU
Messenger RNA from Liolophura sinensis, 1428 nucleotides. RefSeq lists its product as uncharacterized. NCBI's taxonomy places the organism in Eukaryota, Metazoa, Mollusca, Polyplacophora, Chitonida, Chitonidae. The transcript has 4 exons. Gene Ontology annotation, biological process: synaptonemal complex assembly. Gene Ontology annotation, cellular component: central element. The record is from RefSeq and is a predicted model, not a curated record. Bases 166 to 726 code for a protein of 186 amino acids.